AUGGACACCACAAAGAGCCUGACCGGAGAAAAAUGCGAGUUCAAAGCAUACCGUCACAGCAAAACGAAGAAUGGAGACGUCUCUAUUACCCCCAUUUCAAACCCAUUCGGCCAGGCUGAGUUGAGCGAUAAAGAUAGCUCUUAUGCUUUGAUUGUCAAUCGUUUCUUGGGAGAGAAAAACCAACUUGAGAAGACAACUCUGCAAGUCAAUUCUACCAGACUUCUUCAAGUCUUUCAAAAUUUGAUCGGUUCCUACCCAACUAUUCCAGCCGACUUUACACAGCCUUUUGAGCUUGAAAGCCCGUUCCAAAUCUUGCUUCACUAUUGGAAGGAAUUGGACCAACUUCGAAAGUCAACGAAAGAUGCAGAUGAGCGUAUGCACCUGAACUUAUUGGUCGACUUCAUGAAUAACGAAAUUGGUCCCGAACGUGAUCGACUCCUGAGUAUGCUGCGGAAAAACCAAAUCACAUUCUAUGAUGCAUGGUGCAUCUUCCGUCCCGGAGACUUGGUAUACACAGAGUUCAUGGGCCAUCCCUGGCUUCUGAAAUGUAAGAAAACCGCCUACGAAGAAACCCUCGAGAGCGGUCCUUAUAUGGAGGUCCACUGCACUUACACCAGUCAUGAUGGCACCCUGGAAGGUGAAGCUUCGCGUACUUUCCUUAUCUACCAAAAAAGUGACUUCGCUGCCGAAAACCCGGCUAUUAUCACUGACCUUCCGUGCUAUCCACGUAUCUUUGUCAAAGAACAGGAAGAUCUCGAAGAGCGAAUGACUGCCCGAGGUCAAAGUUUCCUCGCAUUGAAAGUCCGUGUUCAAGUCAAGACACCCGACCCGCUGCUCUGCCCUCCAUAUGAAGUUGGAUUUUCUCUUCCUCGCAAGGAAUGGUGCCGAUUUUUUAUCAAAGAAAUACGUGAGGUUCAAUGGAAAGAAAAUGCUUGGGAUUCAUUGAUCAUUGGCGAUCACGAAAAGCUCGUUCUUCAGUCUCUGGUGACAUCCCACUCGUACCCCGAUGACUCGCGAGACCAAAUUUUGCAAAAAGGCAAGGGCCUGGUGAUUCUUCUACAUGGUUCUCCCGGUUCUGGAAAGACACUGAAAGCAGAGACUGCGGCCGAAGGCACAAGAAGGGCUCUCAUGAUGGCGUCUCUAGGAGAGUUGAAUAAGUCGGACAAUCCGUGGGCUUUUGAGCGCAGUCUCAAGCUGCUUCUGCAGUAUGCGACCGUAUGGAAAACAGUCGUCUUGAUGGACGAGGUGGAUGUUUUCCUGGAGGCUCGAGAGGAUCAUGGAGCCAGCGCACACCGAAACGCUCUUGUUGCCGUUUUUCUGAAAGAGUUAGAAUACUUCAGCGGCAUCGUUUUCCUCACCACUAAUCGGAUCAAGUCCUUUGACAAAGCCAUGAAAUCUCGCAUUCAUCUCGCUCUGAAAUAUACUCCGCCCGACGAUGCUAUCGACUCAUUUGUGUCGGUUAAGAUGAACGGCAGAGAGAUCACCAACACUGUGCAUACUGCACGAACAAUCUCACGUUUCCAGAACAAAUCUCUUGAUAUUGAACAUAUAGAAACGGUGCUUGGCAUUUGGAAGAGUUUUGACAAGAGUCUUGAAGAAAUCAAAAGAAUGAACACUCAAGUUACGGAAAUGAGUACUGGUGUUGUGGUUGGACGGACAAACUCCAUUCUCGAGGAUGAUGAACCUGGGUUUCGGUCAUGA
Penicillium atrosanguineum is the source of this 1701-nucleotide messenger RNA. RefSeq lists its product as uncharacterized. Gene Ontology annotation, molecular function: ATP hydrolysis activity; ATP binding. NCBI's taxonomy places the organism in Eukaryota, Fungi, Ascomycota, Eurotiomycetes, Eurotiales, Aspergillaceae. The record is from RefSeq and is a predicted model, not a curated record. The coding region runs from base 1 to 1701 and encodes 566 amino acids. The transcript has 5 exons.